UCCGAGCGGCGGAAGAGGCGCACAGGAGAGGAGGCAGGCAGCCGUCUGGAGCUGAAGGAGCUGUCCUAUAUUCCGCCUUAUAAUGAUCGCUGCGGCGUUUUUGGUCCUGCUGAGGCCGUACAGUAUCCAGUGCGUGCUGCUGCUUUUGCUGCUCUUGCUCGGGACUAUCGCGACGAUUUUGUUUUUCUGCUGCUGGCAUCGCAGGCUCCGGAAUGGGAAGCAUCCCAUGAAAUCGGUGCUGUCCGGGGGACGCUCCAGGAGCCGCGUGGGUCUCAGAACGCAUCAUUUUCGAUCCGAGGGUUUCAGGCACAGUCCACGUCACUUGAGAAGGAGCGCACAUGCCCGGGUGACGGAAGAAAAGCCCAGUCUGGUCGAGGUUCCAGAGAGUGAACCCGACUUAUCCUCGACUGUGAGAAAACGCAAAGUUAAGAAGAGACUCCCGCCAGAGUUUUACCAGUCUGUGCAAGUCACUCCCACACGUAAAGCCAGCUCCAGUUCGGGGAACCCUUCCCUGCACUGCUCCAUGUCUUCCUCGGCCGACAUCUCGGACGAGGAUGACAACAGCAGCGUCAAAUCCGGAUCGGCGUCGCCGGCACCCGGCGACACUUUGCCCUGGAACCUACCGAGACACGAGCGGUCCAAGAGGAAGAUCCAGGGGGGGUCGGUGCUGGAUCCGGCGGAGAGAGCUGUGCUCAGGAUCGCAGAUGAAAGAGACAGAGUGCAGAAAAAGACCUUUACAAAAUGGAUAAACCAGCAUCUGCUAAAGGUACGAAAGCACAUAAAUGACCUGUAUGAAGACUUACGAGAUGGACAUAACCUGAUCUCACUGUUGGAGGUUUUGUCUGGAGACACACUGCCUCGGGAGAGAGGAAGGAUGCGCUUCCACAAACUCCAAAAUGUACAAAUAGCUCUGGACUAUUUAAAGAGGCGGCAGGUCAAACUUGUAAAUAUCAGGAAUGACGACAUAACUGACGGCAAUCCAAAACUGACCCUGGGAUUGAUAUGGACCAUCAUUUUGCACUUUCAGAUCUCGGAUAUUCACGUCACAGGGGAGUCCGAGGACAUGACCGCCAAGGAGAAACUACUGCUCUGGUCCAAACAGACAACAGAUGGCUAUGUAGGCGUACGAUGUGACAACUUCACAACGUCCUGGAGGGAUGGGAGGCUAUUUAAUGCCAUCAUUCACAAAUACAGGCCAGAUCUGGUUGACAUGAGUCGUGUGUCGGCACAGACCAACCGCUCCAAUCUGGAGCAGGCGUUUACUGUAGCUGAACAGUUGGGGGUGGCCAGGCUGCUCGACCCUGAGGAUGUCGACGUUCAGACGCCGGAUGAAAAGUCCGUGAUUACGUACGUCUCAACUCUGUAUGACGCCUUCCCCAAAGUACCAGACGGCGUUGAUGGAAUAAGUCCUAAUGAUGUCGAUAUCAAAUGGGUGGAGUACCAGAACAUGAUCAAAUACCUCAGCCAGUGGAUAAAACACAAUGUGGAGAUAAUGGCAGAUAGAUCUUUCCCCAACAAUCCUGUGGAGCUCAAGGCACUUUAUCAGCAGUAUCAGCAGUUCAAAGAACACGACAUACCGCUAAAAGAAAACGAGAAAACCAAAAUCCAGAACCUCUACAAAAUGCUAGAGAUGUGGAUCGAGUUUGGACGUAUUCAGUUGCCCCCGGGUCAUCAUCCAAACGACGUGGAGAAGGAAUGGGGCAAAUUAAUUGUUGCCAUGCUGGAGAGGGAGAAGAGCCUGCGGCCAGAACUGGAAAGGCUUGAGAUGUUGCAGCAGAUUGCCAACAGAGUCCAGCGAGACUGUGUCAAUGGAGAAGACCGGCUGGCGCUGGCGAGAUCAGCUCUGCAGUCUGAUACAAAACGUCUUGAAUCAGGGAUUCAGUUUAUGAACGAGGCUGAGGUUGCAGCGUACCUGUUGGAGUGUGAGAAUAUCCUCCGGCAACAAGUGGUGGACAUCCAGAUUCUCCUGGAAGGGAAAUUCCCGUUUGCGGAUCAGCUUGUGCAGAGAGUCUCCAGGCUCCGGGACGAUCUCUUGGCCCUCAGAGCAGAAUGCUCCACGGUGUACAGCAAAGGUCGCUCCCUGACGACGGAGCAAACCAAGCGGAUGAUCUCAGGCAUCACGCAGAGCCUGAACUCUGGCUUCUCACAGAGCAUGAACGCAAGCUUGACGUCAGAUAUCACGCCCUCUCUCACCUCAGGGGGCUUGGGCACCCCCGGGUCCACGUUCACCUCCGGCCUCUCCCCGAGCCUCACCCCAUCAUCUCUGUCGCCCUCUCUGACGCCGGGCCUGCCACCCGCCUCGGUCCCCAGCUACAUGGGAAGCGGUGGCGGCAUGGAGCCUGGUAGCCUCAUGCACCUGAAACACAUGCAGAUCAGGAAGCCUCUGAUGAAGUCAUCACUGGCAGACCCCAGCAUGACGGAGGAGGAGGUCAACCUUAAAUAUGUGCAGGACCUCCUGAGCUGGGUGGAGGAGAUGCAGUUGCAACUGGAGCGCUCAGAGUGGGGAACGGAUUUGCCCAGCGUGGAAAUGCAUUUAGACAACCACAAGAGUGUGCACAGAGCCAUUGAGGAGUUUCAGAUGAGUCUCAAAGACGCCCGUCUGAGUGAAAUUCAGAUGACCAUGCCCCUGAAGCUGACGUAUUCAGACAAAGUCAACAAACUGGAAAAUCAGUAUGAGCAGCUGUUGAGUUGUUCGAGAGCGCGGCAGAGCCAGCUGGAGAGCCUUCACGACUUCGUGUCCGAGGCGACCCAGGAGCUCAUCUGGCUGAACGAGAAAGAGGAAGAGGAGGUCGCGUUCGACUGGAGCGAUCGCAACAGCAACAUCUCGCACAAAAGAGACUACCACGCUAAUCUGAUGAGGGAGCUGGAUGAAAAAGAGGAGGCCAUCAAGUCUGUGCAAGACAAGGCAGAGCGCCUGAUCGUGAAGAGCCACCCAGCCAGACUAACCAUUGAAGCGUAUAAAGCUGCAAUGCAGACACAGUGGAGCUGGAUUCUGCAGCUCUGCUCAUGCGUCGAACAGCAUCUUAAGGAGAAUGCUGUUUAUUUUGAGUUUUUCAGUGAUGCCAAAGUGUCCAUGGACUACCUUAAGAACCUCAAAGAUUCAAUUCAGAGAAAGUACAGCUGUGAUCGCUCGAGCAGCCUGCACCGGCUGGAGGAUCUCAUUCAGGAGUCCAUGGAUGAGAAAGAGCAACUUCUUCAGUACCGUAGCACUUUAGCCGGGUUAGUGGGAAGGGCCAAAAACAUCGUGCAGCUCCGGCCGAGAAACCCCGAAACUCCCCUGAGGUCGUCCAUUCCUGUCAAAGCAAUUUGUGAUUACCGUCAGAUCGAGAUCACCAUUUACAAAGAUGACGAGUGCGUGCUGGUGAACAACUCCCACCGGGCCAAGUGGAAAGUCAUCAACCCAGCAGGGAACGAGGCCAUGGUUCCCUCUGUUUGCUUCACCGUGCCUCCGCCCAACAAAGAGGCUGUUGAUUUGGUUGCAAGAACUGAGCAGCUGUACCAGAAUGUCCUGAUGCUGUGGCACCGCUCCCACGUCAACAUGAAGAGCGUGGUGUCCUGGCAUUACCUAAUGGCUGACGUAAAGGCCAUCCGCAACUGGAACGUGGCCUCGAUCAAGACGAUGCUGCCGGGUGAGCACCAGCAGGUCCUCAGCAACCUCCAGUCCCACUUUGACGAGUUCUUGGAGGACAGCCAGGAGUCAGAGGUGUUUACAGUGGCAGACUGCGCGCAGCUGGAGAGAGACGUGGCAGCCUGCAAGGAAUACUACCAGGAGCUGCUCAGAUCCGCAGAGAGAGAGGAACACGAGGAGUCGGUGUACAAUCAUUACAUCUCAGAAAUCCGCAACAUCCGUAUGAACCUGGAGUCCCACGAAGACCACCUGAUCAAGCAAAUCCGAUCACCGUUGGAGAGAGACGACCUGGAGCAGAGUCUGCAGCGCAUCACUGAACACGAGAGGAAGAUCUCAGAGCUGGAGAGGAUGAAGGGUGACCUGGACGUGACGAGGGAGAAGUGCGAGCAGUUCUUCAGACAGGCGGCGGGCUCUCCCUCUGCGUCGACGCUUUCCUCUGAGCUCUCUGUCCUUGUUCAAAGCAUGAGCCAAGUGUACUCCAUGUCCUCUAUUUAUAUGGACAAGUUGAAAACGGUGAGCUUGGUGGUGAAACACAGUCAGAGCGCAGAGGCUCUCGUUAAAGCCUACGAGUCCAAACUGUACGAAGAGGACGCCGUCAACUCGGAUGUCAAAUCUAUUGAAAGCGUCAUUUCUACACUCAAGCAAUGGCGGGCGGAGGUUGACGAGAGGCAGGAAGUCUUCCACGACAUGGAGGACGAGCUGCAGAAGGCUCAGGUCAUCAGCGAUCGCAUGUUUAAGGCUCACAACGAGAGAGACUUCGAUCUGGACUGGCACAAGGAGAAGGCGGAUCAGCUGAGUGAAAGAUGGCAGAACAUUCACUCCCAGAUCGAUGGCAGGCUGCGGGACCUGGACGGUAUCAGCAAGUCCCUAAAACACUACAGAGACUCCUACAGCAGCGUCGAUCAAUGGAUAGGAGAACUGGAAACAGCGCAGCUGAAAGCCCAGGAGAACAAACCGGAUGAUAGCAAGGCUCUGGCUGAGAUAUUAAACAAACAGAAAGUUCUUGUUUCUGAGAUGGAGCAAAAACAGAGCAGGAUCGAUGAGUGUCAGAAGUAUUCAGAGCAGUACUCGUCUGCUGUUAAGGAUUAUGAGCUCCAAUUAAUGACGUUCAGAGCGAUGGUCGACUCCCAGCACAAAUCUCCACUUAAGAAGCGCAAGAUGCAGAGCUCCUCUGAUGCCAUCCAGCAGGAGUUCAUGGAUCUCCGAACCCGCUACACUGCUCUUGUGACGCUUAUGACUCAGUAUGUGAAGUUUGCCAGUGAAACGCUGAAAAGAGCUGAAGACGAGGAGAGGUCUGUUGAUGAGGAGAAGCGAGAGCACGGUGAUAAAGUUAGCAAACUGUUACACUGGAUGUCUGAUGUGAAGCGGACCGCGAGCAAUGACGAGAAUGCUCAGACAGAUAGCAAUGCCAACGCUUCGAAUAAACAACAGGUAUCGGUUGAAGAAAUGGUUUCCAAAAAGGAGCAGAUUGCAGAAGCACUCAGGGCCACACAAACGAUGCUCAGCAAACACGGAGACAAGAUGACCGAGGAGGACAAGACGAAGACCCAGGAGCAGCUGAACGCUCUCAGUCAGGCCUACAGUGAAAUCUCCCAGCAGUGUUCAGAUCAGACGACCUCUGCAGAGGAGGAUUCAAAAGCCUCUGAUGAGGUUUGGACCACAGGAAAAGUGUUUGACCAACUGGCUUCUGUCGCUCUCCCGGACACGCCCGCAGGCUGCAGCCCCUCUUCCUCUGAGCCUCAUGUCCAGCUGGACUGGGAUGAUAGUGUCCAACAAAAUCACAUCCACACGUCUACACUCAACCACACCCCCACAUAUGAAUCAAGCAAGUGCGUGCCAGGUUCGCACAUCUCCUCCGUGUCCCUGUCUGAUAUAGCGGCAGCUCGGGGGGCUUCCGCUGGUCAGGAUCUGGUCAUGAAGAUAGUGGAGAUAAAGCCGAGCGGUGAGGGGUUGAACGUGUCCUACACGGGGGACAUGUUGACCGUAGAGAGGGCGUUUCAGUGCGGCCUGAUUCCCGCUUCUGUUUAUGUAAAGAUCCUUCAAAGGCAGGAAGACACAAGAGCUGCUGAUGGUCCGUCUCUCGGUGAGACAGAAGACGAGCGUAAACUUAGCGAGGCCGAUGGCCUCAUUUUAAGGUGCCUCAGUAAAAAUGAGCCUCUUGCCUCAGGGAAAACUGCCCGUCUGAGGUCUAAUGGGGAAGGUAUUGUUGAUCAGGGGUCCGCUUCAGGGCCCGACGAUUGUCCUGGAGAUCUGCACAAUGACGAGCUGAGGGUGGACGUAGCGGUUCAGUGUGAUUUGGUGAGCUCCAGCAGCACGCUCAUCGUGUUGGGACAGCAGCAGCAGUUCAUGGGCGUCGUGCUGCCUCUCCCUGGGGAAACCGUGUCCGGCUCCCUCCGGCGCGACCACCAGAUCACCACCGGCGAGUUCACCAGCAAGCUCUUCAGCAAUCGAGGAAAGAUCGCCGCUUUUUACCUCCCAGAGAGCUCAGAGGUGAUAGAUCUCACGGCCGCCGUUGCAAACGGUCUGAUCGACAGCUGCACGGCGGACGUCGUGAGAUCUGCGGAAAUCCCCGGCGCCACACCCGCCGUUGAUCACCUGGAGGAAAUGUUUUCGUCGUGGCUCAUGUAUAAGAAGCUGUCCGUCGACGGAUGGCUCCAUUCUGCGGCCGUUUCGGACCUUCCCUCUCCGUCAGAGGCCGAGCGGUUAUUCAUGUCUCACUUGACGAUAAAUAGUUACGUCGAUCCCAGAUCAGCCCAGAGGGUUUUGAUUCUCGACAGCCAGUCCCAAACUUUUCUUCAAAAUGUUACUCGCUUCGCUUUUGACACUGGACAUGACAGAGAGCAGGCAGCUGUACAGAUGUUGCUAAUAAAUGAGGAAAUGGAAGAGGUUAUAGGAGAUGAUUCCUGGGAUUUUGUCUCUGAAAUCGAUGGGACAAUUACCCCUGAUGAAAACUCCCCUGGGCCUGAGCUGAAUAAUUCAGCCUGCGUGGACAACAUAUCUGUGAGCUUUAAAGAGACAUCUAUCACAGAUGCCCGAGUUGAGAAACAAGCUUUUAUGCAUGAAUUCUCAGACGUCAAUGGCAUUGAAACUGACGUAAAGAGAGAAACUGCCGCCCAUUUCAAACGGCAGGAAACUGAAGAAAGAAAGAGUUUACUGUGUGACCCCAGAGAGGCUGACGGUACAAGCCUCGAUGACCCAGCGAUUCUGGAGACACCAGUGCCUCCCACUUUAUCCUCCGCAAUGAGUAAAAAUGCUGAUCCGCCGUUUGAUUAUGAGUCUGCCAUAAACUUUCAACGCGAGAUGCUGCUGGACUGCAGCGCUGAGUCACUGUGCAGAGAAUCACCGAGCGCUGAUGUGAACCAACCGUACUUUUUAUGCUCCUCUGAUGCGAUUGAAGGUGAGAAGAAGCUUAACAGUCCUCUUCAGGUUCAUGAAGACCAAAAGGAGGAGGAGGAGGUUGAUCUUACUGUCUCCUUGGGGUCUCUAAAGAAUAGAGUGGCUGGACAGACAGGACCAGAGCUCAAUAACGUGCAGUCAGAUAAAAUAAUCAGUGCAUUGGGAGUCAAUGAAGACACAACGUUGGGUCUUAGACAGACAGACAUUUCUCAAACGGAGCAGGCGACCUCUUUGAAGUCUGAUUGCCCUGUUAGCUUCAGGAAAGACUCUGAAUUUGGAUCAAGUAAAACUGAGCCGGUUGCCCUAAAGCUCCAAACAUGCUCUUAUUUCGGAGGAGACAUUAAAGACGCAGAGGAUGCUGGUUUAGAGGGAAAUGCUGGAGCAACGAACAGCCGUGCACACCGUGGUCCCGUUGCUGAGAUGAUCUCACCCUCCUCUUUGAUUCCCGUUUCUGCAGAUGUUGUUUUUCAUCCAGACAGACCGCCCGCGGUGAAUGAAGCCUGUGACUCACGGGCUUCAUUCACCAGGCAGCUGACAGGUGGAACCGAUGUCCGCGGUACUGUCAGAGAGGACGGUGCUCCUUUAAAGGAGUCGGCUGCGUCUAGUCCCAGUGACAUCAGUGCUGACUCAGACAGCCGACCUCAGCGUGCAUCUGUUGCGUUCUGCGCUCCUAAAGCUGAGAGUCAGCGCAUAGAUGAGCUUUUCGAUGCGGGGCGUGAUUGCCCAGAGGGACCUCCUGCUGUUGGUGAGAGUGAAUCAGGGACAUCUGCACCCCUUCGCAGCCAGUUCUGUUUAGAAACGAAAAGGGACGGAAACAGUGAUCAGUGCUCAGAUUCAAACGGCGGACCGGCUCAAAGUCUGCGUCACUGGCCGUCCUGCAAUUUAGUUGAAAGUGGAUUUAUUUCACCGUCGGACGGCGGUGGUACCAGUGGCAUAAAAGAUGCAGAAGAUGGCAGCAGCUAUGCAUCACCUCAGCCAGCUGGGCUUCAUUUAAAAGCUGAUUCUAGUGCGGAUGUUGAACCUCUUUACCGUGAUAUCUCUGAGAGAGGGAGCGGCUUUGUUUAUGACAUCCCUCCGCAACAAUCAAGCACCUCCUCUCAGAUAACUCUUUUAUUCAGUGACAUGAAAGCAACAGACACUCACAACCAUGGAUGUGACGUGGAAGGUCCGUCGCUGACUAAUAAAGAUGUGUCAGAGCCAAACAGUAGUGGUGGAAAUGAAACCAAUGCUAAAAUAUACAAGGAGAGGCUUUCCCCAGAGAGGCAACAUGAUGACGUUUUCAUGGCCACCAAUGAGGCUACGGAGGACCCAGUAUCAACGCAGGAGAAGCCUGAUAAGAAUGUAAAUGUGUCCCGUUUAAAUCGACCACAUGAAGCAUCAGACAUUCAGUCGAGACAACAUGAACUCCUGGGAUCUGAUGCUAAAUCAGAGAAAGCUGCAGAUCUGUCUAACGGCGACAUUACAUCCUCCUUUUGCUGCUCGAGUCAGUCCACCUUGUAUAAAGCCGUAAAGGUUUUAGUAGACGAGCAGGAGGAGAUCGAACAAACUGAACACAAUCUUCAACCUAUAGAACAAGACCGUUUUCAGGGACUCGAUAGGAACGCUACCGCUUCAGAUCCUCUCAUGGAUACGGUAGAUGAAAAUACCCCGUCGCCAAACGGCGGCGACGGCAGGAACUCUGAACUGACGCGUGAGGAGGAUGAGGCCUGUGAAACCAAAGAACAACGCAAUCAUUGGAAUAUGCAGCUGCAGCUUCUUAACACCAUCUCUAUGAGCCAAGACAUGUCAGUCCUUCAACAAAUGGUGGAAAGCCAGGAGGAGCGGUCGUCCAUGCUGGAGACCAUCAAAGAGGAGAGCUCGGAGGGCGAGGACGAGGAGUCGGCAAAAGAAGAUUCAAGCAACUGUGAUCCUGCUAACGCCGUUCCCAACCUGUGCGCCCAGGUGCCCGGCAGCCUGGGUGCCUACAAAGCUGAGUUAUUCUCCAUCCAGGAUUACUUGGAGUGCGUUGGCAGACUGCAAGAUCAUGCUGAUGUUUUAGAAGACGUAAAAAAAGACCUUUUGACGCAGGCACCUUUGGCGAAAAACAUGGAAGGGCUGCAGAUCCAAUUAGUGGAGUGUCAGUCUUUAGAGGCUGAGCUUUCCAGACUGGGCAGUGUCCUGUCGGAGGAUUUGGAGAAAGCUAAACGGCUCCUAAACUCCGCCGAUGAAAACCAAAUCUCCGCACAAAUCCACCAUGAUUUGGCCUCUGCAUAUCUGCAGUUGGAGUCAAAUUUCACUGCUGUCUCCCAAAUGUGUGCUGAACGGAAUGGCUCUCUGAAUCAAGCCAUGCAAGCAGAGGAGUCACAAUUGGAGUCAACAUACCAGAAACAUCUCAACGAUCUUCACAAAUUGACCGGCAUCAUUCAACAUAACUCUGAGAUGUGGGAUAUGGAUUUAACCACAUGUGAUGUGGACGCCCUGAAACAUCUGAGUCAGCUGAACAGGGACGCAGAUAAUCUUCUCUCGAAAGAAACCCGUCUCAGAUUGGAGGAUGUUGCGUUUGACAUCCAGUGCUUCAUAUCUGACCACGCUCAGCUCCUGAGCCCGGCUCAGAGCAGUCGCCUCCUUAAGUCGCUCACCAGCGCGCAGCGAGCGUUCAGGGAGCAGACAGAAAAGCUCGCCACACAGAGGAGUGCCUUAGAUGCCCUGCUGGACGCUAAAGAGAAAGAAAAGCAGGAAGAGUCUUUAUUGGAAAAGCACAAGGAGUUCACAGAAAAGCUUGAGGACGUGUGUGACAAUCUCACUCUGACUGAAAACCGGCUGAUUGGUCAUCAGCAGCAGGCCGAUAGUGCCGAGAGCGUCACGGAUCUCCAACAGUACCAGCAGGAGCACCAGGCCCUGCAGAAGGAUGUCUUGACGAAUGCCAGCGCUUUAAAUGAAGUGAUCAUCAGCACCAAGAAGUUUCUGGAGGAGAACCGCAGCAAGCUGUCACCAGCUGAGAUCGCAGCGAUCGAGGGAAAGCUGGAGGAGGCCAAAAGCAAAGCCGAGCUCAUGAACGAGCGGGCGGAGGAGUCCAGGAAGGAUUUGGAGAAAGUUGUGACAACAGCCAUAAAGCAGGAAAGCGAAAAGGCGGCGGCUGUCGAACGGCUUGAAGAAAGUAAAAGCAAAAUUGAAGGUCUUCUGGACUGGAUUUCCAACGUCGGCAAUGAAAACAUGAGCAGUCUGGAUCAGACGGACCAUAUAAGCAAAGAGAAUGGGAACCUGCCAGAGGAGGCCGCAGCCAAAGGACUGACAGGGGAUGACGAUGCCAAUGGAAAUGCUUUAAAGAGCUCAGAAAACGAUUUUGGCAGUGACACCAAAGAGGAGAACACCGCAUCCCUGGACCUCGAUAAACAGUAUGACCGGGUCAAGGCCCACCAUCAGGAGAUUCUGUCCCAGCAGCAGGAUCUGAUCAUGGCUACGCAGUCCGCUCAGGCCCUGCUCGAAAAACAAGCCAACAUGCUGUCUCCUGAGGAGAAGGAGAAACUUCACAGGAACAUCCAAGACCUAAAGGAGCGCUAUGACGCCUCGCUGACCCAGGCUGAACAGCAGAUGAAGCAGGUGCAGUCGGUCCAGGAGGAGCUGAAGAAGUUCAAGGACGACUGUGAGGAGUUCGAAGACUGGCUGAAGCAAGCUGAAGUGGAGGUGGAGGAGCUGGGCGCUCCGGCGGGCUCCCUUAACAUCCUGAGUGAUAAACUUCAGAAACAGAAAGCGUUCUCGGAGGACGUCAUUUCCCGCAAGGGAGACCUCCGCUUCAUCACAAUGUCAGGACAGAAGGUGCUGGAUGUAGCUAAAAACUGCGGAUCGGCCGACGCUGCGUCCAAGAAGGCUUCGCUACAUGUGGACACUUCAGGGGCCUGUUCUGCCGUCAAGGAUAAACUGGAUUCAGCGGCCAGUCGAUACAAAACACUGCAUUCACAGUGCAAUCUGCUUGGCAACAACCUCAGAGAAGUGGUUGACAAGUACAAGAAGUACGAUGACUCAAGCACGGCUCUCCUCAAGUGGUUGAACAACUCGGAGCAGGAGGCCAGGAAGCAGCAGUCAGAAGCCAUCGCAGCCGACCCACAAACCCUGCAGAAACAGCUGGAGGAGACAAAGGCUUUACAGGGUCAGAUGAUGGGGCACCAGACGGCUGUUGACGCGUUGCGUAAAACAGCCGAGUCAUUGGUGACAUCAGAAGGAAACCUCCUGAGCAACCCGGAUGAGAUACAGGAGACGACAGAUGACAUCGUCGAGCGCUACGACAAUCUUUCCAAGUCCGUGAGUGACCGAAAUGAGAAACUGCAAAUCACCCUGACGCGCUCGAUGAGCGUCCAGGAUGGUUUGGAUGAGAUGAUGGGAUGGAUGGAAGGAGUGGAGGCAAGCGUAAAGGAGGAAGACAAAAUACCACUGGACUCUUCAUCUAUCGGGGAUAUGCUCAGUAGAGAAGCAGCUCUGGAGCAGGACAUAGCGAGCCGCCAGGGAAGCAUCUCGGCCAUCAAAGCCAAAGUCAAGAAGUUUGUGGAGACGGCAGACCCCUCUGCCGCUGAGCUUCUGCAGACAAAGAUGCACGCUCUCUCGCAGCGCUUCUCCGACGCCUGUGACAAGCACAAGCAGAAGGUUUCCCAGCUGGAGCAGCUGAAAGAAAAGGUGGAAGAGUUUGAAAAGGUCAGCGAUAAAGUCCAGCAGUUUGUCAUGAAGCGUUCCCAGGAUCUGCACGAGACGGACGGACCCGGGAAGACGUUCAACGAACUGUCUGAGCAAAUGCAGAACACAAAAGCGGAGAUGGCUGAAUAUGGCGGUGACAUGGAGAAGCUCCACACUCUGUGCAGGGAGCUGUGUGAGAUAAGCCCCGACGGAAACAAAGCUCAGCUCCAGAGCAAGGUUGAAAAUGUCUCGAAUAUUUUUAGAUCCUUCAAGGACGCGGUCAAAGAAAAGGAGGAAGAGCUCUCAUCCUGUCAGGACCAGCUGGGAGAGUUCAGAUCGGCGGUCUGCGUGCUCACCAAGUGGCUGGAAGAGACCAAUGACAAAGUACCUGCCGCUCAGCCGAGCAGCAGUGAGAAAAAUCUGGAGAAAGAGCUGCAGAUUGUCACUGAGCUGCUAGACGAAUGGAAAACUAAAGACUCUGCAGUCAAAGAGCUGAACAGCAAAGGGUCGGCGCUGUGCAGCCUGAUCGCCUCUCUCACGUCCUCUGCCAAGACGAAGACCCCUAACAAGUCCGCGCUAACUAAUGGUGGUGGUCCAGAAGGCCAUACCUACCUAACAAAUAAAGAGCUGAUGGGAAUUCAGCAGAGCAUGUCGUUCAUCAGUGAGGGUUACUCAGACCUUGGAGAAACCCUGAAAAACCGCGUCCAGCAGUUGAAUAGUGGGCUGCAGGAGGUAAAAGAGGCCCAAAAAGAGACGGAGGAGAUGAUGACAUGGCUGAAGGACAUGAAAAAUACAGCAGCAUCCUGGAACACGGCAGCAGCUGAGAAUGACUCUGUGAAAACACAGCUUGAACAGCAGAAGACAUUUGAAGAUGGCAUGAAGAAGAAGCAGGAGCAGCUCCAGAAACUAAGAGAGAGGCUUCAGGGCCUGAUCUCAGCUAACCCAAGCAGUCCCGAAGCUGCAAAAUGGAAGAAGAUGCUAUCAGAAAUAGAUGCUGCGUGGACGGAAAUUAGUGGCUCUGUGGAAGAGAGGAAGCAGAACCUGGAGCAGUCCAAUAAGAAUCUAGAAAUAUUCCAGACCACAGACCUGCAGCUCAGCCAGUGGCUCUCUGAGAAGGAGCUCAUGAUGGGUGUUCUUGGACCUCUCUCCAUCGACCCAAACAUGCUUAAAAUGCAGAAGCAACAAGUUCAGAUUCUGCAGAAUGAGUUUAAGAGCCGUAAACCUCAAUAUGAGCGACUUGAAGAAGCGGCCUCUGCCAUCCUCAGCUCAUCAGGCAAACAAGAGCCCUCAAGUGGGAAGCUGGUGAAGGACAAACUUGCUGCUGUCUCCCAAAAAUGGCAGAGCCUGACUGGACAGCUGGACCAGCGCAACAGCCUCAUCGACCAAGCGGUGGUGAAGACCGGACAGUUUCAGGAGUUGCUGAGGAGCCUCAGCAACACGGCAACUCAGCUGGAGAACCAGCUCACCAACCACCACAGCAGCAGCGCCCAACCGGAUGCCGUGAAGAAGCAGCUGGAAGACGUCCAGAACAUCUCGGCUCAGCUGCGGGAGGAGAGGAAGAAGCUGAAGCAAGCUGAGGCCGUCAAUGCGGAGCUCUCCGCAUUGGUGACUGAGGACUAUCUUAAAGCUGACCUGGUCAGGCAGCUGGAGAGUGUCAGCAAGCCGUUUAAACAGCUGGAGGACAAAGCAGCUAAACUGAUUGAGCAGCUGAGCUCGACCUUUGCGAGCUCUCAGCAGUUCCAUCAAACCUCCAAAGACUUCCAGUCUUAUCUGGCCGAGAAGCUCCAGGACCAGGAUAACUCUCCGCCCAUCUCUGCCAAAGUGGACGUUCUGCAGCAAACUUUGGAGGAGCACAUCAAGCGGCGGAUGUCUCUCAUGGAACACGAAGAAGCUUACAAUACAAUCGCCGGGAAAGGAGAGAUGUUGCUGCAGAGUACCGACGGUGCGGAAAAGCUGGCGCUGCAAGGGCAGCUCGAUACCCUGUCUUCCAACUGGGAGGAAGUAAAGAAAUGCUCUGCAGAGAAGGUGGACAAACUCCAAGCUGCUCUGCUGAGAUCUCAGAAGUAUCAGACGGUUGCAGAGAAGCUGAGUUCCUGGAUUCAGGAAUGUGAAGCGAGUGAGGGUCGUAUCACACUCACCGUUGAUCCCGUAGCCGCCGAGGGCUCCAUUUCUCAGGUAAAAGCUCUCCAGAAGGAUGUCGACAAGCACAGAGGGUUGGUGGAGCAGCUCAACACCAGCGCCGAAAGACUUCUGGAGGUGGCCAACGAAGACACCGAAGCUGUAAAAGAAGAGAAAGAUAGCCUUGGUACAAGAAUAGACAAAUUAGUGGAAGGACUGCAGACAAAGAGGGAAAACCUGGAGAAAAUCUCACACACUGUUAAAGAGUUUAACGAUGCCUACAAGGAGGCAAAGGGUCAACUUGAGGGAGCCAAGAAGCAGGUGGAUGUCUUUGAAUCAAAGGGGGUCCAGGCACACAGCAACAAGGACCUUACAAACUUGAAAGCCGAACAUAAGAGUUUAGAGGGAGUGCAGAACCAAGUGGAGCACAUGAAGGCCUUGGCAAAAGAUCUUGUAGUAGAUGUGCCCGGUGCUGAAGGAGUAACUGACCUCCUACUCCAGGUGGACAGCAUGGAAAGCGACUACAGCAACCUUAACACAAAGCUGGAGGAGGCGUGCCACGAGCUAGAGAGUAAACUGCAGGGUAUCGGGCAGUUCCAGAACAGCAUUCGUGAGAUGUUUUCCCGUUUCGCAGAACUGGACGACGAGCUUGACAACAUGUCUCCAGUGGAUUUAGACUUGGGUACCUUUAAAGAGCAGCAGCAGAGCAUUCAGAGUUUCACGGCUAAGCUGCAGGAGCUAAUGGCCGACACAGUCACCGCAGGGGAGCGUUGCAAGAAAAUGCUAAAAGAGUCGGAAUCGUCACCAGACCUUUUGGGCCUGAAGAGAGAUCUGGAUGCCCUGAGCAAGCAGUGCGGCAAACUUAUGGACCGGUCCAAGGGGAGGGAGGUCCAGGUGCAGAGUACUCUUGCCAAGCUGGAGGAGCUGUACGACAAAGUGCAUCAGGUGGAAGAUAAACUGCUCAGAGCUGUGGACAGGGAGGCAUCCCAGGAGGCGGUUAGCUUGGAGACAGAUGUUAUCAACCAACAGCUGGAUGCUUUAAAGGGUUUCCAGAAAGAAGACAUUGAUCCAUUACAGGCACAGCUCCAUGACAUCAACUCACUCGGGCAGGGCCUCAUCCAGAGCGCUGCAAAAGGCACCAGCACCAAAAAAAUCGAGGAUGACCUGGACAGCGUCAACUCUAAGUGGAAUACUCUUAAUAAAAAGGUCGCUGAGCGUUCAGCCCAGCUGCACGAAGCCUUGCUGCACUGUGGAAGGUUUCAGGACGCUCUGGAGUCCCUCCUCAGCUGGUUGACCGACACAGAAGAGCUUGUGGCCAGUCAGAAGCCUCCUUCUGCUGAAUUCAAAGUGGUCAAGGCCCAGAUACAGGAGCAGAAACUCCUACAGAGACUGCUGGAUGACCGAAAGCCAACCGUGGAGCUCAUAAAAAACGAGGGAGGAAAGGUCGCAGAACUGGCAGAGGCCGUGGACAAGGAGAAGAUCUCCAAAGAGAUUGAAUGCUUGGGAGAGCGGUGGGACAAUCUGCUCAGGAAAGCUGAAAAUAGGCAAAAGCAACUGGAGAGCAUCUUAGUGGUCACGCAGCAGUUUCAUGAGACUCUGGAGCCACUGAACGAGUGGCUGGCAGCCACAGAGAAACAUCUGGCCAACUCUGAGCCAACUGGUACUCAGACGUCCAAGUUGGAGGAUCAGAUUGUCCAGCAUAAGGGCUUAGAGGAGGAGAUUUUGGGUCACAGUAAAGACCUGUUGCAGGCUGUCAGUCUGGGUCAGAUGCUUAAAUCUGUAAGCUCGGUGGAAGAGAAGGAGUUCGUUCAGUCCAGGCUGGACGCCACCCAGGCCAAUUACAUAGAGCUCCAGGAGAGAUGCCGGAGGAAAGCUGACAUGCUGCAGCAAGCUCUGGCCAACGCCCAGUUGUUUGGAGAGGACGAGGUGGCUCUCAUGAACUGGCUCAGCGAGGUGCACUCCAGGCUCGAGGAAGUGUCCGUGGAGGACUACGAAUCUGACGUUCUUGACAGGCAGUUGGCAGAACAGCGGACACUCCAAAGUGAUAUUGAGUUAAGGAAGACAAAUGUAGACCAAGCCAUCUCCAAUGGAAUGGAGCUUCUGAAGCAAACCACUGGUAUUAAACAGGCACAGCUGGAUGGAAUAAAAUCAAAGUAUGCUGAAAUCAAAUCCAUGAGUGACAAUGUUUUGAAGACACUGGAGCGGGUCUUGAGUCUCUCCAAUAAGCUCCAGGACACUCAUCAGGACUUGAACACCUGGUUAGCGACAGCCGAGGCUGAGAUGAAGACCUUUGCUGAUCAGGACCCAGUGGGCGAGCAGCUGAUCCAUUCCCAAAAUAGACAAAAAGCCUUACUCAAAGAGGCCAAAGACCAAAAACCUGCCUUGGAGAAGCUAAACGAGCUAAGCAGUUCACUCCUGGACCUGAUCCCCUGGCACACUCGAGAGAGUUUGGACAAGCUGGUGACUGAAGAUAACGAGCGGUACAAAGUCAUUCAUGACACCAUCACUCAGCAGGUCGACCAGAUCAACGCUGACAUCCUCAAAUCUCAGAAGUUUGAGCAGGCCGCCGACACUGAACUCUCCUGGCUGGCCGAUGCUGAGAGGAAGCUGCUGUCCAUGGGUGAGAUCAGGCUGGAGCACGACCAAACUACAGCCCAGCUCCAAGCACAGAAGAUUUUCUCCAUGGAUAUCAUGAAGCACAAAGAUGCUGUGGAUGAGAUUGUAAAAACCGCAAAGGCCAUCAUGAACAGCAAAAACCCAGAAGAGAAAGAAGCCCUGAAGACCAAGAGCCAGAUUCUCCUGGAUAAAUACGGUAUUGUCAGUCAGCUGAAUUCGGAGCGCUGUCUCCAGCUGGAGCGAGCGCAGUCUCUGGCUGGCCAGUUUUGGGAGACCUACGAAGAAAUGUGGCCGUGGCUGCAGGAGACGCUGGGCACCUUCAGCCAGCUGCCACCGCCUGCCAUCGAAUAUGAAACACUCAGACAACAACAAGAGGAACUCCGGCAAAUGCGAGAGCUGAUUGCCGAGCACAAGCCCCAUAUCGACAAGAUGAAUAAGACGGGUCCCCAGUUGCUUGAACUGUCCCCGGUGGAGGGAGCUCCCAUUAGAGAGAAGUACUCGGCUGCCGACCAGCUGUACGCCAAACUCAAGGCGGAUGUCAAGGAGAGAGCUGCCAGUUUGGAUGAAGCCAUCUCCAAAUCCACCCAGUUCCAUGACAAGAUUGACCCGAUGCUGGAGUCCCUGGAGCGGAUUGCUGAACGCCUGCGCCAGCCUCCGUCCAUCUCAGUAGAGGUGGACAAGAUCAAGGAGCAGAUUACUGAAAACAAGGCUGUUUCUAUGGAUCUGGAGAAACUGCAGCCUGCUUAUGAAACGCUGAAGCAACGAGGUGAAGAGAUGAUUGCAAGAUCCGAAGGAGCAGACAAAGACAUCUCUGCCAAAGCUGUUCAAGACAAGCUGGACCACAUGGUGUUCUUGUGGAACGACAUCCAGGCCUUGUUGGAGGAGCGGGAGGCGAAGCUGCUGGACGUGAUGGACAUGGCCGACAAAUUCUGGUGCGACCACUGCGCUCUCAUCAUGACCAUCAAAGACAGCCAGGACCUGCUGAGGGAGCUGGAGGAACCCGGAGUCGACCCCUCCGUUGUCAAGCAGCAGCAGGAAUUUGUAGAGGGAUUUAAGGAGGAAAUCGAUGGGCUGCAGGAGGAGCUCGAUGUGGUGCGGAACCAGGGUGCAGAGCUUAUGACUGCCUGUGGAGAACCUGACAAGCCUGUAAUAAAGAAAAGUGUGGAUGAGGUGAAUUCAGCGUGGGAGAAUCUCAACAAGACCUGGAAAGAAAGAGUGGAGAGACUGGAAGACGCUAUGCAGGCUGCUGUGCAGUUUCAAGAUGGUCUGCAGGGCAUGUUUGACUGGGUGGAUAUUCUAGAGAACAAACUGGAUUCAAUGUCCCCCGUGGGCACAGACCUGGAGACGGUCAAGCAGCAGAUUGUGGAGCUCAAGGAGUUCAAAGGAGAAUCCUACCAGCUCCAGAUCGAGAUGGAGCGCCUGAACCACCAGGCCGGCCUCCUGCUGAAGAAGGUGACUGAGGAGGCUGAUUGCUGCGCCAUCCAGGAGCCGAUGUCCGAGCUCAAAAUGCUCUGGGACAACCUGGAUGAGAAGAUCAUCGGCCGACAGCACAAACUGGAGGGGGGGCUGCUGGCGCUGGGCCAGUUCCAGCAUGCACUGGACGAGCUGCUGGCCUGGAUGAGCCACACGGAGGAACUGCUCAACGAACAGCGGAAGGCUGCAGGGGACCCCAAAGCCAUCGAGAUAGAGCUCGCCAAGCAUCACAUCCUACAGAUAGAUGUGUUGGCUCACAAGUCGACAGUGGAGUCUGUGAACAAAGCCGGCAACGAGCUGGUGGAGUCUAGCGCCGGCGAGGAAGCUUCCAGUCUGCAGAGCAAGCUGGAGAGUCUCAACCAGAGGUGGAAGGCCAUCCUUGAGAAGACGGACCAGAGGAAGCAACAGCUCGAGGCGUCUCUGCAUCAGGCCCAAGGUUUCCAUGGCGAGAUAGAAGAUAUGCAGCAAUGGCUGAAAGACACAGAACGUCAGCUGUUGGCAUCAAAGGCUGUGGGAGGUUUACCAGACACGGCCCGGGAGCAGCUUAACGCCCAUCUGGAGUUGUGUUCUGCCUUUGAGGCCAAGGGGGAGCAGUAUCGGGAGCUGCUUGACAAGGGCGGCCAGCUGCUUGCCAUGAUGCCCGAGGGCCCGGACAUCAAUACGGAGCAGGACCUGUCCCGUCUGAAGGAGAAAUGGGAAGCCGUGCAGGCGAAGGUCGCCGAGAGGAAGGCAAAACUUGAAGAGGCUUUAACGCUGGCCACCGAUUUCCACGACUCUCUUCAGGACUUCAUCGUGUGGCUAACCCAGGCAGAACAGGCGCUGAACACGGUUUCUCCUGCUUCCCUCAUUUUGGAGACCAUCAUGUUUCAAAUUGAUGAGCAUAAGAUCUUUGUGACCGAGGUGAACUCCCACAGAGAGCAAAUUAUCGAGCUGGACAAGACGGGGACGCAUUUAAAGUACUUCAGCCAGAAACAGGAUGUGGUGCUGAUCAAGAACCUUCUGCUCAGCGUGCAGAGCCGCUGGGAGAAGCUGGUGCAGAGGUCCGUGGAGCGAGGUCGCCUGCUGGACGACGCCAGGAAGAGGGCAAAGCAGUUCCAUGAAACUUUCAACAAACUAAUGGAGUGGUUGGAUGAAUCCGAGAAGGCCCUGGACUCCGAGGUGGAAAUUGCCAACGAUCCGGACAAAAUCAAGAUGCAGCUGGCACAGCACAAGGAGUUCCAGAAAGCGCUGGGUAGCAAACACUCUGUGUACGACACCAACGCUCGAACCGGGCGGGCCCUGAAAGAUAAAACCGUCCUUCAGGACGAUAAGCAGAAACUGGACGACAUGUUGAGUGAACUGAGGGACAAGUGGGACACGGUUUGUGGAAAAUCAGUGGAAAGACAAAACAAGCUGGAGGAGGCGCUGCUGUUCUCGGGUCAGUUUACGGAUGCCCUCCAGGCUCUCAUCGAUUGGCUGUACAAGGUGGAGCCCCAGCUGGCCGAGGACCAGCCGGUACACGGCGACAUAGACCUGGUUCUCAACCUGAUCGACAACCACAAGGGUUUCCAGAAAGAGCUGGGAAAGCGGACGGUGAGCGUUCAGGCUCUGAAGCGUUCGGCGAGGGAGCUGGUUGAGAACAGCCACGAUGACUCCUCCUGGGUCAAAGUCCAGAUGCAGGAGCUCAGCACCCGCUGGGACACCGUGUGCAACCUAUCUGUGUCGAAGCAGGCCCGGCUGGAGCAGGCCCUCUGCCAGGCUGAGGAGUUUCACUCCACUGUUCACAUCCUGCUGGAGUGGCUGGCCGAGGCCGAACAGAGUCUGCGCUUUCACGGUAGCCUACCCGACGACGAGGAAGCUCUGCGGGCGCUGAUUGAACAACACAAGGAUUUUAUGAAGAAGCUGGAGGAGAAGCGAGUGCCUCUGAAUAAAGCAACGAGCAUGGGGGAGGCUAUUCUCAGCAUAUGCCAUCCAGACUCCAUCACUACCAUCAAGCACUGGAACACCAUCAUUAAAGCCAGGUUUGAAGAGGUGCAGGCCUGGGUCAGGCAGCAUCAGCAGCGGCUGGCCGUGGCGCUCACCGAGCUGUUGGCCACUCAGGAGCUGUUGGAGAAUUUGCUGACCUGGCUGCAGUGGGCCGAGACUAACCUCGACGACAGGGACAGAGAGACGCUGCCACAGGAGAUUGAGGAAAUCAAGAGCCUCAUAGCAGAACACCAGACCUUCAUGGAGGAAAUGACCAGAAAGCAGCCAGAUGUUGACAAAAUCACUAAAACACAUAAAAGGAAACCCACUGUGGAGCCCCAAAUACAAUCACAGAUCCCUGUGCUUGACAAAGGACGGGCUGGAAGAAAACGCUCUCCCACACAAACCAUGUACGCAUCGACAACACAAGCUCCAAUUGAAACCAAGAACCCACGAGUCAACCUGCUGGUCACCAAGUGGCAGCAUGUGUGGCUGCUGGCUUUGGACAGAAGGAGGAAGCUCAACGAUGCGCUGGACAGACUGGAGGAGUUGAAAGAAUUUGCCAACUUUGACUUUGAUGUGUGGCGGAAACGCUACAUGCGCUGGAUGAACCACAAAAAGUCUCGAGUGAUGGACUUCUUCCGCCGCAUUGACAAGGACCAGGAUGGCAAGGUGACCCGGCAGGAGUUCAUCGAGGGAAUUCUCUCAUCCAGAUUCCCGACCAGCCGACUGGAGAUGAGCGCCGUGGCGGACAUAUUCGACAGAGACGGCGACGGUUACAUUGACUACUACGAGUUUGUGGCAGCUCUUCAUCCGAACAAAGACGCCUACAAGCCGUUGACAGACGCUGACAAAAUUGAAGAUGAAGUUACACGUCAAGUUGCAAAAUGCAAAUGUCCAAAAAGAUUCCAAGUAGAGCAAAUUGGAGCAAAUAAGUACAGGUUCUACCUUGGAAACCAGUUCGGAGACUCUCAGCAGCUGCGUCUUGUGCGGAUUUUACGCAGCACCGUGAUGGUGCGGGUGGGGGGAGGCUGGAUGGCUCUGGAUGAGUUCCUCGUGAAGAACGACCCCUGUCGAGCUAAAGGCCGGACCAACGUGGAGCUUCGCGAGAAGUUCAUCCUCCCGGAGGGAGCAACACAGGUAAUGGCCAGCUUCCGCUACAGAGGUCGGAGGUCUCGUCCAUCGUCCAGAGGAGCCUCUCCCAACAGAUCCACCUCGAGUCAGAGCUGCCCAGUUCCAUCAAACCCUGCUGCCAUCGGCACUCCCAAGACUCAGCACAUUACCCGCAAUUAUGAUAAGCCAUGGCUUACAAACAGCAAACCAUCCACUCCUCUUAAAUCAUCAGACUCCUUUGAAAGCCAAGGUUCAUCCUCAGAGGGCUCAGCAGUUCAAGGCAGCAAACUGCGUCUUCCAGGCUAUUUAUCCGGCAAAGGAUUUCAGUCGGGUGAGGAGGGAACCUUGAUCAACGCUGCUGUACUGAAGGCUCGAGCACAGACCAUUGGUGAGUCAAGAAGAAAUUCCAGCCGACCAGGAAGUAAAGCCGGCAGCAGAGGCAGCAGUCGCAGGGGGAGCGACGCCUCCGACUUCGACAUCUCAGACAUCCAGUCCGUGUGCUCAGACGUCUCUGAGACGGUCGGCGAGUCGGCGCGGGCGACUCCACGCUCUGCAUCCCGCCAACACGGAGGAAAACCAUCCAAGAUCCCCACUCCUCAAAGGAGAACCACUACUUCAAGCAAACUGGCCAAGGGAUCCAAGCGAUAGUCAGUGGCCUUUUAAAACAAUGACCCUGAAGCUAGUUGCACCCUAAACGUAUACUGGACUCUGUCGAUGUCUACCUUAAGAGACUGCAAAUGUGUUUGAGUGUUAUUUAAUUUGUCGGGAAGAUGUAAAAUAUUCUGUUAAGAGGCAAUAUGGUUUAAUGUUGUGUGCGAAUGGAUUGUUAAUGGCCCUGCGUGUGUUUGAUUUUACUUUUUUUUAAUGUAUUUAAAUUUUUUUUCUGGAAAAUGUCAAAUUGUUUUUUAUGGUAUUUAAUUUUAUUUAUGCAAAUCCUGUAGAGGUUUGAUGAACACUAAAAAAAAAAAAAAAUCUGGGAAUAACCUUGCUGAAUGGUAAAAUUAACAUGUCUUCACUCUGAUGAAGGGCAAAAAAGCAGGAGAGCGUUUCGAAAGUAACUGAAUGUACUGUAACUUAUGCCUGCUGAUGUUUUGGAGUAGAUGGUGCAAUAUCGUACCGCUUGAGGCACUGCAAAUAUCUAUUUAAGUGCUUUGCCAUACUGCCACCUUGCAUUUAAAAAGGGCAAUGCAAUAUAUUACACUAAACUCUAGCUAGCACUCCAGAAACCUUUGAAAACUCCCACACACACGGGAGAAAGUAGCAGAAGCUUUGCAAACCUCACGCUUUUUGUUUGUCCGCCACAGCAGCUCCUCCUUUGUUUCCGCCACCACGCAGCGACGUGUGGCCUCGAUGAGAUGCCACUCCAUGUAGCCAUUCUGUGUGCGUUUUGCGUCUGUGUACGGUUCAUUUCAAUAGAGCUGAAAUUGUUACUGUAUUGUUACUUUGUAAUAAACCUGCUUGCAAAAAGCCAACAGAAACUGUUAAUCACCCU
Molecule: messenger RNA, 22424 nt
Organism: Fundulus heteroclitus (mummichog)
Lineage: Eukaryota; Metazoa; Chordata; Actinopteri; Cyprinodontiformes; Fundulidae
Gene: dst
Product: dystonin
Exons: 102
Coding region: 83-21580 (7165 amino acids)
Biological process (GO): intermediate filament cytoskeleton organization; hemidesmosome assembly; wound healing
Cellular component (GO): intermediate filament; hemidesmosome; membrane
Molecular function (GO): microtubule binding; structural molecule activity; calcium ion binding
Source: RefSeq, a predicted model, not a curated record